Molecule: messenger RNA, 2541 nt
Organism: Esox lucius (northern pike)
Lineage: Eukaryota; Metazoa; Chordata; Actinopteri; Esociformes; Esocidae
Gene: mettl24
Product: methyltransferase like 24
Exons: 5
Coding region: 270-1370 (366 amino acids)
Source: RefSeq, a predicted model, not a curated record
CGCAGAUGCUGGUCCGCCCUGGCACAGACACACACAAGAGAGACAGACACACACACUGACAUAGUUGUUUUGCGAUGAGCAGCUGUCUUACGGUCUCGCCAGCAUUCAGGAACGCUUACCUUGAUCAAACCAAAGGAUCCCAGUGAGGCGGGGAGGCGGGAGCGAAGGAGGACCAGAGAAAGACGUGCUCCAAGAAGGAGAGCGAGAAUGGGAUAGAGAAAACAAGAGAAAGAUGUAGAACAUGGACUGAGGACGUGAGACACAGAGCAAUGGGUCUUGGGAGAGACCGGCUGAUCAGAGGUCUGGCUCUGCGUCUGUGCCUUCUCCUCACCGCUGUCUGCGUCUGUGUACACAUUUACCUGGAACUGGGGGUCAGUCCGGGGCCACCUCCCCCACUGACCAGCCAGCUGCAGCAGGACAAGGGGCGGGGGGGCAGGGACCCCAUGCAGCCCAGCGUUGGAGGCCAGGAUAGAAUGGUGAAGAGAAGGGUGUCCUACGUUCGCACGCUGAAUAAGGACUCCGUAGGUGGGAAGACAGGCGGAGGGGAUGACCAAUCCACAUGCUGCCCGCCAUUGCGCCCUGAUCGUAAGUCUCUCAGAUGGCACAUAGAGCUAGAACCUUGGGCAAGUGAUAGCCACUCCCUGGAGGAGGAAGCCAGGAGGUUCCUUCACUACAUCACUACACCACAGGUGUCGUGUGCCCCCCGUUCGCCAGAGGACCCCCUGGUAACAGGGGCUCAGGAGGGCCCCUGGGCCUUAUGCCUGGACAACCGGUACAGUCUGGCACACCGGAUUCAAACCAAACAGUGCCGUGUCUACUCCCUGGGGUUAGGUGCAGAGGCUAAAACCCUGGAGCUGUCUUUGGCCAGGGCGGGCUGUGAGGUGCACUGCUUUGACCCUAGCCUGAGACAAGCCCAUCUUCAAGAGUCGGACAUGUGGCUCCAUCGUCUCUCUGUAGACUGGCGGGACCCCAACCCAGCCAUCCCCGCGCAGCGACAACGCGGCAACACCAAGAAACUGGCCACCAUCCUGAAUGACUUCGGACACAGACAGGUGGAUGUUCUGAAGGCAGAUGUGGAAAGUGCAGAGUGGAAGAUUCUGGAGAACCUGGUUCUAGAAGGUGUUCUGAGCUCAGUGGGUCAGCUACUUCUUGAAGUCCACCUCCACUGGGCAGGAUUCGAGGUGGGCGGGGACAACCCCACAGUGGUGCGCUAUUGGUUCAGCUUGCUGAAGGAGCUGGAGCGUGCUCACUUCCGCCUCUUUCAUCACCACAGCGACCCAGCCAAGCCCCACCUCUUCCUGCACAGGAAUGUUCUGAACGCCAGCAGUGCCUAUACACUGGGUUGGGUAAAUACUCAAUGGGGAACCUGAGACCACCAACUGACACCCCUACCAACAAUGAAAAAGGGAGACUGGGAACUUAAUCCUGUGAAAUGUAGCCAGGCUAUGAUGUAAAACGAGUCAUCAAUCACAUGGGACCUUUAAUGUCGAACACUUACCAAAGUACUGUACUUAAGAAACGAAUGCCUAAAUAUCUAUUGAAGUUUAGGUAGUAUUUUGUGAGCUUUAUUCUUUUAACAGUUUGCCUCAGUACUCUGUUCCACUUCUUCAUUCCCUCCAUGGUGAGUUAAUUGCCUCAUAAGGCACUGAGGUCCAGCUGCCGGUCAGAGCUACAUCAAAGUGCCUGUGUCAGCUGGAGGUCAGUGGACGAACACUGCAGCAGCCAUCCUUUUCAUCAUGGCCUUAUCUGGGCUUGGUCCUGAGCCAGCCGGCCCUAACUGACUAAGACACCCAACUCCCUCCUGAAGAAUUCUCCUCCUUAGAGGCACGGGUAAUGAAUAGUGAGGGGAGGGGAGGUAAGACCACGGCCCCAAAUGGAAAGCCUCAAAUUGUCCAGAAGAUCUUCAGCAGAAAAGGGCACAUGGGGCUAGGGGCGUAAGACAGAGGCCGAGGGUGAGAACGCAUCAUUUAGCCCAGGAAUGAGUGUCAGUGGGAAGCAACUGACAAGGCUGGGAGGAGAGCGGGCUGGAGGUUACAAAGACUCAAACAUUUCUCUGGGAGGAGAGACUGUGCCUUCUGUAGAGAGACAGACACACUGAUUGUCUGUUCAGAGAUGGGCAAAGCAGGGUUUCAGGGGUAACCACUGUCAAGUGUACCUCCAAAAAUCAAAUCACUCACUUCUGAUUUGUGUCAGUAGACAAUUAACAUGUAUGAGAACCAUUAAAAUACUUGUUUGAAAAGUCUUAAAGAAAACAUUGUGGGAGACAGCAUGCCUGAUAAAAUUUCACAUGUUAGGUUAUCUGAUAGCAAAUCCAAAAUAUGGUGAAAGCGUGUGUGCAUUUCAGUCACGUGCGUCCUGCUGUUUUCCCAAUCUUUCUCAAACCUUCAUCAUCCCCUUCAGUCUCUCUUCUCAGCUUCAAUCGGCAGCUCUCUAAACACGUUUGUCAGCAAAAAAACGGUGGGCCCAGUUGAGACAGAGAUUUCAAGGAUGAAUACAAUGUGACUAUUCAUUAAAAUGUAAUAAACCUGACUGUUUAAUGUG